Salvelinus fontinalis (brook trout) is the source of this 5414-nucleotide messenger RNA. RefSeq names its product lateral signaling target protein 2 homolog. Gene Ontology annotation, molecular function: metal ion binding. Gene Ontology annotation, biological process: negative regulation of epidermal growth factor-activated receptor activity. The coding region runs from base 374 to 3352 and encodes 992 amino acids. Gene Ontology annotation, cellular component: early endosome membrane. The record is from RefSeq and is a predicted model, not a curated record. Lineage: Eukaryota; Metazoa; Chordata; Actinopteri; Salmoniformes; Salmonidae. The transcript has 14 exons.
AAAGUGGGUGGCGAUAUCAACGUGGCUGUCAUCAAGCAGACGGAGGGGAAGAGCGAACGAAACCAUCCGUUGAGGAUUGCUUGCUUUAUAUAUAAAAAAAGAAGGAUUGCUUGCUUUAUCCCGUCGGACUUGAAAAGUGUCAGUGAAUCACCAGUCAACCGUGGAUUAUGUAGGCAUGAAAACACAUCGUCGUUUUUAAAGAAAUUAUUUGAACACUUCAACUCUUUACCUUACAAUUUCGGAUGUCGUAUUGGAUUAAAUAUUUCCCACCUUUUUAGCAACGUAGUUAGCUAGCUAGCAUUUGCUAGUCUGUCUCACAGGUAGAAGAGGGGUCGGUGACAAAGGAGGGGUAAAGUGGCGAGGUAACUUAACGAUGAAUCGAUUUCGAAAGUGGCUUUACAAGCCUAAGAGGACGGACCCUCAGCUCCUGGCCCAGUUCUACUAUGCUGAUGAGGAGCUCAACCAGGUGGCCACAGAACUAGACAGCCUAGAUGGGAGGAAGGACCCUCAGAGGUGUACGCUGCUGGUCAACCAGUUCAGAUCCUGUCAGGACAAUGUGUUGAACAUUAUCAACCAGAUCAUGGAUGAAUGUAUUCCUGGCGACAGAGCCAACAGAGACUUCUGUGUCAAGUUCCCAGAGGAGAUUCGCCAUGACAACCUGGCUGGACAGCUAUGGUUUGGGGCUGAGUGUCUGGCUGCAGGCUCAAUCAUCAUGAACAGGGAGAUAGAGAGCAUGGCCAUGAGGCCUCUAGCCAAGGACCUGACCAGUAGUCUGGAGGAGGUCCGCAACAUCACGCGAGACCAGGCCCUCAGAGACCUCAACUUCUACACCGACCGCAUGAGGGACACGCUGCGCCACUUCGACAGCCUCUUUGCUGAGUUUGAGCUCAGCUAUGUAUCAGCCAUGGUGCCUGUGAAGUCUCCCAAAGAAUACUAUGUUCAGCAGGAUGUGAUUGUGCUCUUCUGUGAGACUGUGGAGAGGGCACUCAAGCUGGGCUAUCUCAGCCAAGAUAUGAUCGAUGACUAUGAACCGGCUCUGAUGUUUACAAUCCCCAGACUAGCCAUUGUGUGUGGUCUGGUGGUGUACAGUGAAGGUCCACUCAACCUGGAUAGGAAACCAGGGGACAUGUCUGAGCUCUUCCGGCCCUUCCGCACUUUACUGAAGAAGAUCAGGGACCUGCUGCAGACCCUGUCAGAGGAGGAGUUGUUGACGCUGGAGCGGAGCCUCUGUAUCUCUCAGGACGGGUUCCCCUUAGUCCCCGAGCUUCCCCCCACCCCAGCCCCCACCAUUGCCCCAGACCCCCUCUCAUCCAGCAGCCCCACCGGUGACAUCCCGGAGGAGCUGGCUGAGAGGGAGCAGCAGCAGCAAGAGGUGCUGUCUCUGUGCAUCUCCCACAUCCAGGAUGUGGAGGACAGGGAGUGGGAGGAGGUGGAGAGGGGGGGAGAGGAGGAGCGGGGUAGUCUGUUUGAGGAGGCGGAGGAGGCGGACCAGGCCUGCUCCAUGCAAUAUGAUGAGGAGGAGAUUGAACAGCUCAACAUGAUGGUGCACCGCGUGGGGGACGAGAUGUUCACGCUGCUGUCCCCUCCCAGCCAGGGACAGUCCCCAGCCCACCGCCCCAACAAAGGGGGCUCUAUCGGUAGCUCCAGCACCGAGGCCUCCCCCAUCCGAGUGCUGGUGGGCCAGGGCAGGACAGGUCUCUACCACGAGGAAGAGGACAGAGUCUUCUUCAUGGAGGACCUGGACGCAGGAGGGGACCUUGUGACCAGCAGUCGUCUAACCUCACCUUCCAAAGCCCCUCAGCCCUCUUCUCCUCAGCCCAGCAGGCCUGGCCCCCUGACCGACUCAUCCAGGAAUGGAUGGUCCGCUGAAGCCCAGUCAGAUCUGUCCCAGCAUCCUCACAGCCAGCCCUCACAGUGCCACAGCACCAAGCGACCUGGCCCUGGCCGGGAGCCUCUGCCCUACACUAACGGCUGGGAGGUGGGCCUGGAGGGGGCGGAAACUGCUGAGGUCAUCGCACACCGCAUGGGAGGGAUGAAGCUAUCGGCCACCGUCAUUUUCAACCCCCACUCCCCCAGCCUGACUGAGCUGGCUGUAGACAAGCUGCUCUUGCCCCGACACCUCUCCUCCUCAGAGACAGAGCCAUGCGCCCCCCUGGUGGCCACAAACUGCCUGCUCAACUCCUGUGUCUGCUGCGGCAGCUGUGAGGUCGGCCAUGAUGACACCCUCACCAUGGACACCACAGGGCUGGGAAUGAGCCUGGGGCUGGACAAACACUGCAAGCCCCACAGCUCUGUCAUCCAGUCCUCUGCCUGCCACCUAGCUUCCUCAGGACACGACCUACAUGGGAAAGGGGACUCUCCCCCCCAGCUGACGCCCCCCUCUCGCUGUUCCUCAGAGCCACCUCCGGGGGAGGAGGAAGGGGACCAGCGCUGUGACAAGUGCCUGGUGGUGGUGGCCCCGGGGCCUCAGCAGUGCCUGGGCCAGAACAGGAGCCCCAUUGGGGUAAGGGGAACCCCAGAACCUUGUUCCCACCAGUGCAGGACAGUGAGGAGGCCCCAGGCCAGCGGGGGAAGGGACAGGACUGGGACCAGAGAGGCAGACAGUGAGUCCAAGGAAGAGAUCAAGAAGAACACUAGUUUUUUUCAGGACUCUCCUCUCAGCUCAGUCUCCAGUAGUGACUGUGAGAGUGUGUCUGUCACCACAUGUAGUCUGUCCAGCAGUGCUUACACAGCCAGCCCUGUCAGCAGUCUGACCACGAGCUCGGGGACGUCAGAGGAUCUGGACCACCAUGAAAUCCAGCUGGCCCUGCAGGCUGCUAAAAUGGCCGCCAGGAACAAGAUCCGCUCGCGCUUCCACAGCAGCAGUGACCUCAUCCACCGCCUCUUCGUCUGCAUAUCGGGUGUUGCUGACCAGCUGCAGACAAACUAUGCCGCAGACCUUCGAAGCAUUCUGAAGACACUGUUUGAAGUCAUGGCUACCUCUGAGCAGGGGGACAAUAACAAGGAGAAGGCAUGUCCAGGGCUGCGCAGUGCUGUGCUGGAGGACUGUUCUCUCUGUCAGGAGACCAUCUCCUCCUCGGAGCUGGCAGCCAAGGCCCUGGAGGGACAGUUUGAAGAUCCCCCAGACUGGGUUCCUGAUGAGGAAUGUGACUCCUGCAUCACCUGUAAGGCCCCCUUCACCGUCAUCCGCAGGAAGCACCACUGUAGGAGCUGUGGCAAGAUCUUCUGCUCUCGCUGCUCCUCCCACUCAGCCCCGUUACCGCGGUAUGGCCAGGUGAAGGCCGUCAGGGUGUGUACGCACUGCUACAUGUUCCACGUCACACCGUUCUACAGCGACAAGACUGGCAUCUGACCCCUGCUGUACAAACCUAUCCCCCCCCCCCCCACCUCGCUGCAUCUACAGGAGCAAAUCCAGGGGAUAUGAGGCUAUAUUCAAAGUACAUCCCCAACUACACAGAGCAACCUUAUUGAUCAUCUUCAUCACACUGCACAGCAAGGCAAGGCUUUGGAAUAAGGAGGACAUGGAUGAGAGGACAGAGAGAUGGAACGAGGUCGGAUGUGGAGGAGCAUAAACUAUGAUUAGAUCCUUUCUGUUGUUUUUGAGAUGCUGCUGCUGCCUGAAAGGGAACCAAAGGGCCUAAUCCUAUGCUGUCCUCCUCCUAACUCACUAAUGCCUGCCUGCCUAAUAGAGGCAGAUUAAGAAAAAACUGGAAAUAGGGUUUUGAACAGGCUACUCUGGACCGGUCCAGUGCUUUAGGAACAGCUUCUGGGAAUGUUUGCAGCUGAAGAGGGAGAGAAAGCCUUUUCUGUUUUAUUGCUUGUGUAUAACAAAGGCCUUCUGACAUCAUGUCCUAUGCUUUAGCGGGCUUCCCACACUUGUGCCAGAGCUCUGACAGGGCUCCGAUUUACUUUAAAGAAUGGAAGUCAUAAUAAACAUGUAAAUAAGGAUAAUUAUGUUGAUAGUGAUGAUGAUCUCCGCACAACUGAUCUCGCUUGUUUGGCCGCAAUGGCUCUAGAGGUUUUAAUUUUAGUUUGUCAUGUAAUUCCUGAUGCUGUGAGGAGGGGAAAGCAAUCCUCAUCAGGCUAUCUAAUAGCGAAGCAACAAAAAAAUAUAGAUUUUAUGUAUAUGUGGCUUGUUUGGCAAUGUUUUUAACGGCAAUAUAAUUUGUGAUAUAAUUUCAUAUGGGAUUUUUAUUUUAUCGACUGUGUCUCAAAGGACACAGAUUAGCUGGUCUUUUAUAACAAUGUGGGCUGUGCCCAUUGCUUUUACAGUCACAACAUACAAUGUUUUUUUUAAAUGCUUGAUCUCAUUCCCAUCCCAUCUUUAACAUGCUACUCCUCAACCUCUGACAUGGUCACAUCAGUCACUCUCUCAUGCAUUUAAUGCCCUCUGGUGGAGAGAAACUUUAACCUCCUACCACACAGUAUCUAUAUUAUGUGAUUGUUAGAAUCAUGGAGUGCAUAUCACCACUAUUUAGAGGUUUAUGAUGCCUGUCUCCCAUCAGUUGGUCAAGGCAGCUUUGUUUCCUCCUGAUUGUGCAAUAUAGUUUUUCCCUCUGUGUAUGUUGUUGCCAAACACAUUUAUCUUAAGUAUAUUUCAACUCUCCCAGUGGUCACACUGAUAGCACACUUUUCUAGACAGGAUUCACCAAAACCGAGACGAACCUCUACUACUACACUAAGCAUGGAUGUACAUUUUCAUGAUCUAAGUUACAUGCCAGCUGCUGCUGCUGUUGCAGAAACAUAUGUGAUCUGUAGGGAAAUCAGUUAGAAUAUGUUACAGAUAGUAAGUUAAAUUUAAACUAGACUGUUUUUUUUCAUCCCUACCUGCGUAUACAUUAUCCCCAUACCUCUCUGCACAAAGUACUACUAUUCCCAGUAGAUAACCACUUCCUCUACUCUUACAUCAUGAUUUCUGCCUGCUCCCUCUAGUCAUUUCUGAUGUGGAGGGGAAGCUUCACCAUCUAGGUUACAGUGGAGAAUGUGAUGUGGAUAGAGGAAUGGUCAAUCUGACAUAACUGGCUCAAACAACCAUGGCCUUCUACGCUUCAAGGCCGCACCAGUUAUAUCAAAUCUGCCCUGAUUUAUAAGCUAAUUCUCAGGCUUUAUCUUGUCUAGAUCGCUUUAUACUUCUACACGGUUUAUUUGUAUUGAGGAAAAUUUAAAGACCUUAAGAUUAUGUAAUUGUUUUAUAAACAAAAUGAAAUUGUAAAUCUAUAAAUCUAUUACUACUUUUUCAGUAUGGUGCAGUAAUUCAAGGACUGCGUAUCCUAUUACUUCAGAGCUUGUUAUUUUGUAAAGGCUAGCAGAGUUCAGUAAUAAGAGCCAUGUGAAACAUUUGGGAAAACUGACAUAAUGUUAUUAGUUUUAAAUGUCAUGUAAAUUAAAAUUAAAUGACUUUUUUCUUUGAAUAA